This is a messenger RNA of Melospiza melodia melodia, 2194 nucleotides long. RefSeq names its product matrix metallopeptidase 23B (gene MMP23B). NCBI's taxonomy places the organism in Eukaryota, Metazoa, Chordata, Aves, Passeriformes, Passerellidae. The transcript is spliced from 9 exons. Gene Ontology annotation, molecular function: zinc ion binding; metalloendopeptidase activity. Gene Ontology annotation, biological process: extracellular matrix organization; collagen catabolic process; proteolysis. Gene Ontology annotation, cellular component: extracellular matrix. The coding region runs from base 831 to 1994 and encodes 387 amino acids. The record is from RefSeq and is a predicted model, not a curated record.
UUAGUGAGCUUUUUCAACUCUCUCUGAAAACCUGAGAAUUCCUGAGUGAGAUUUUUGAGCUGUCUCUGAAAACCUGAAAAUUUCUGAGUGAGAUUUUUCAACUCUCUCUGAAAACCUGAGAAUUUCUGAGCGAGCUUUUCCAAAAAGCCCUGAAUGGAUCUGGAGAUGCCUCAAAGAACCUCCCAGGCAAACCCUCUGAGCCUCUUUGGGACGCAAACCCAGCGUGACACCAGAACAACCCAAGCCCAGCAGAAAUUGCAGCUCCCAGCCAGGUUUGCUGCAAGAGGGGCUGCUCUUUAUUUCUGUGGGAGUUUCUCAUCUCUCUGAGCGCUUUCCCAAGCAGAGAGAGCCCAGCCUGCUCUCCCAGCAUCUCAUUUUUCACCCAGGACAGCUGUGACAAAUGACGUGGAGCAUCCCCAGCGACACAUUCCAAGGGGCUGAUUCCUCUGCAUUCCUCUUGCUGCCCUCUCCCCCGGUUUUAUUUGAGUUUUUUCCCUCAUUACACGAAGCUGAGAGCUGCAGAUUCGCCCUGUGUUGCUCACAGAGUUAAAGAGAGGAGUUCAUGUCCAGCCCAGCUUGUUUCACUUUGCUGCUGCUCCCGGGCCAGCCCAAAUUUCAGCUGCAGUAACUCGAUCCCACUUGGCAGAGCCUGAGAGAAUCUUUGGCACAUUGCAAAGAGGUUUAAUGGCAUUUUGAAACUCCUCUGCUUGUGUGCACAGCUCUGGCAGCAGCUGCUCACAAAUGUGAGCUCCAGGAUCACAAAUGCUUUCUGUGCAGGGAAUGCCUUGAGUUCCUGACCCCAAAAACUCCUCCAAAGCCCUGGAGAAGGCAUGGACGGGGCUGAGCAGCUCCCUGCGGGCAGGAGAAGCGCCCCGAGCCUGGAGCACAAGAGGAGCAGGGGCUGCAGGACCUCGCUGGGGAUUCUGUGUCUGUUCCCCAUCCUGGCUGUGCUGGCAGCUGUGGAAUUUCCAGCUGGAGCUGCAGUGCAGGAAAUUCAGGAAGAUGUGCCAGGCCCAGCUGUGCCCAGCCCAGCCCCUGCCCAGCGCAGCCGGCGCUACACCCUGACCCCCGGGCACCUCAGGUGGGACCACUUCAACCUCACCUACAAGAUCCUGUCCUUCCCCCGGCACCUGCUGAGCGCCAGGGCCACGCGCCGGGGGCUGGCGGCCGCGUUCCGCAUGUGGAGCGAGGUGUCCCCGUUCAGCUUCAGGGAGGUGCCCCCCGAGCUCCCCAGCGACCUCAAAAUCGGGUUCUACUCCAUCAACCACACAGACUGCCUGGAGUCCCUGACCCACCACUGCUUCGACGGCACCACGGGCGAGCUGGCCCACGCCUUCUUCCCUCCCCACGGCGAAAUCCACUUCGACGACCACGAGUAUUGGAUCCUGGGCAACACCAGGUUCAGCUGGAAGAAAGGAGUGUGGCUCACUGACCUGGUGCACGUGGCUGCCCACGAGAUCGGGCACGCCCUGGGCCUGAUGCACUCGCUGAACCCCAGCGCGCUCAUGCACAUCAACGCCACCCUGACGGGCAGGAAGAGCAUCUCCCAGGACGAGGUGUGGGGCAUCCACAGGCUCUACGGCUGCAAGGACAGGUUAUUCAUGUGCCCAGGGUGGGCCAAGAAAGGAUUCUGUGAGGAGCGCAGGAAGCUGAUGAAGAAACACUGCCCGGCCACCUGCGACUUCUGCUACGAAUUCCCAUUUCCAACGGUGCCCCCCACUCUGCCCCCACCAAGGACCAAAACCAAGACGGUUUCUGAGGGCAGGAACGUCACCUUCCGCUGCGGGCAGAAAAUCAUCCACAAAAAAGGCAAAGUCCACUGGUACAAAGACAAGGAACUUCUGGAAUAUUCCUACCCAGGGUAUUUAUCCCUCAAUGAAGAUCACAUGAGCAUCAUUGCAAAUGCAAUUAACGAAGGAACUUACACUUGCAUAGUGAAGAAAAAAGAAAGAAUCCUCACUACUUAUUCCUGGAGGAUCAGACUGAAGCACUGAGCCAGCCCUGGAUUCAGCCCCUGCUCCUGUUCCCAGCUGGUUUUUGGCAUUUUAGAUUUUAUCCCCAAUAGUGCACCUGAAUUCUUCAUUGGUGCUGUGGUACCUGGGACUGGUUAUGGAAUAUCAAACUCUUUGGAUUCCUUGGAAUGAUAAAGAAUUUAUCAACUAUUUGCUGUACAGAGAAUUAAAAACCUUUUUUU